Molecule: messenger RNA, 1221 nt
Organism: Tilletiopsis washingtonensis
Lineage: Eukaryota; Fungi; Basidiomycota; Exobasidiomycetes; Entylomatales
Exons: 3
Coding region: 13-1209 (398 amino acids)
Biological process (GO): ergosterol biosynthetic process
Molecular function (GO): C-4 methylsterol oxidase activity; iron ion binding
Source: RefSeq, a predicted model, not a curated record
CACACACGCACCAUGGCAUCUGCCGCAGAGAUCCCAAAGGCUGCCGGUGUGGCACCGACCAACCGGCCCACGCACGUCGGCAAGCAGGAGAUGAGCAAGGAGGAGGACAACGACGGCCCCUCCAUCGCGCCCGACAACGCAUGCGACGAGCCGGCGCCGCAGGCGCCCGGCGGCGCAGGCAAGGGUGCCAUCGCCAAGGACGACAAGGGCAAGGAGUUUGACAAGGUGUACGGCGUGCGGCCCAAGACCACCUGGCAGCUCAAGCCGCCGAAGCAGUGGACGCUGUGGGAGUUCAUCGCCUCGCUCGACAUCUGCCCGCCGGCGACGUACAAGAAGCGCGACGCCAAGGAGCCGCUGCGCGGCCCGCCGCCGGAGCACCCGAUGAGCACGGAGAACUUCUUCAUCCUGCGCACUGCCGUCAUGCCGCUGGCCGUGCACUGGGCCUGGAACCACUUCCUGCCCGACCACAAGAUGCACUGGGCGCCCGCCUGGGUCUUCUACCACCUGUCCUUCAUCGUGUUUGCGCGCCUCAUGAUUGGCCGCCUGCACGGCUACAUGGAGAAGUACGGCACGUUUGACGAGCUCAACCGCGGCCGCGACAUGGUCGACGACCGCCACGUCAACCACCUCGGCCGCUCCAUCUUCAUCUACACCGUCUUCCGCACCAUGGGCCCCUUCUUCCUCGGCUGGCGCGGCGACAUGACGAACCCCUUCGACGGCCUCAACAUCUACUCGCCGCUCAAGAUCGCCGUCUUUGAGAUUGCGCUGGACUACUGGUUCUACCUCUACCACCGCUCCACGCACGAGUUCGACUGCCUGUGGUUCAUCCACCGCCAGCACCACGCCACCAAGCACCCCACACCCAUUCUUUCGAUUCUCGCCGACGACAUCCAGGAGUGCAUCGAGAUCUUCAUCGUGCCCUUCCUCGCCUCGUGCGUGGCGCCCAAGAUGUCGUUCGCCGAGUACCACUUUGCCAUCGCCUACCUGCUCUACGUCGAGGCGCUCGGCCACUCGGGCAUCCGCGCCAUGUGGCCGCACCCGCUGCUCGGCAUGGUGCUGCGCCCGCUCGGCAUGGAGCUCGCCGUCGAGGACCACGACCUGCACCACCGCUUCGGCAAGAGCGGCAAGAACUACGGCAAGCAGACGCGCAUCUGGGACCGCAUCUUCGGCACCAUCGGCGAGCGCAUCGAGUGCCCGUCGGCCUUCUAAGCGCGCGAUGAG